Brassica rapa (field mustard) is the source of this 2661-nucleotide messenger RNA. RefSeq lists its product as uncharacterized. Lineage: Eukaryota; Viridiplantae; Streptophyta; Magnoliopsida; Brassicales; Brassicaceae. The record is from RefSeq and is a predicted model, not a curated record.
GAGAGAUGGUGAGGUUGCACAUCCAUCAGACGCAAGAGCGUGGAAACAUUUCAACAAGGUACACGGAGAUUUUGCUACAAAUAUUCGGAAUGUCUAUCUUGGGUUAUGCACCGAUGGAUUUAGUCCAUUUGGAAUGUCUGGUAGACAAUAUUCUUUGUGGCCAGUCAUUCUUACGCCGUAUAAUUUACCGCCGGAUAUGUGCAUGGAACAAGAAUUUCUAUUUUUGACCAUAUUAAUCCCAGGGCCGAAGCAUCCAAAACGGUCUCUUGAUGUUUUUCUUCAACCGUUGAUAGAAGAGCUAAAGCAAUUGUGGUCAGAAGGGGUGAGGACGUACGAUUGUUCCUUGAAAAACAAUUUUACGAUGCGAGCAGUUCUGAUGUGGACGAUAAGUGAUUUUCCUGCUUAUGGGAUGUUGUCUGGCUGGACAACACAUGGAAGAUUAUCUUGUCCGUAUUGUCUUGGAUCCACGGAUGCUUUUCAACUGAAGAAUGGUAGGAAGAGUUGUUGGUUUGAUUGUCAUCGUCGGUUUCUUCCACUUGCCCAUCCGUACAGAAGAAAUAAGACAUUGUUUCGACACAAAAAAAUUGUGAGAGACAGUCCUCCUCCAUAUCUCACCGGCCAGCAGAUCGAAGCGGACAUUGAUUAUUACGGAGCUCAGGAAACAGUUAAGGUUGGAGGAAAUUGGCAUGUUCCUGGAAAUAUGCCUGAUGGGUAUGGUGUAUCUCACAAUUGGCAUAAGAAGAGUAUAUUUUGGGAGCUACCCUAUUGGAAGGAUCUUCUCUUACGCCACAAUCUGGAUGUCAUGCAUAUCGAGAAAAACUUUUUUGAGAACAUCAUGAAUACAUUACUUAACGUCCCUGGGAAGACAAAAGAUAACAAAAAGUCAAGGAUGGACUUACCUGAUAUUUGCUCAAGAAGUGAGUUACAUAUCAAGAGCAAUGGAAACGUUCCUGUUCCCAUCUUCCGGUUGUCAUCAGCAGCCAAAACAACCUUGUUUGACUGGGUUGCAUCGGAAGUUAAGUUUCCUGAUGGUUAUGUUUCAAAUAUGUCAAGAUGUAUUGAACGAGGUCAAAAGUUCUCCGGAAUGAAAAGUCAUGAUUGUCAUGUGUUUAUGCAACGACUGCUUCCAUUUGCUUUUGCCGAGCUCCUUCCAGCAAAUGUCCACGAAGCACUUGCAGCCAUCGGAGCAUUUUUCAGAGAUCUUAGCACACGUACGUUCAAAGAAGAAGUCAUCGAACAACUUCAUCAGAACAUUCCGAUCAUAUUGUGCAACCUGGAGAAGAUAUUUCCUCCUUCAUUUUUUGACGUCAUGGAGCAUCUAGUUGUCCACCUACCGUAUGAAGCAUUGCUUCGUGGACCUGUUCACAACGGAUGGAUGUAUCCGUAUGAGCGACAGAUGAAACAUUUGAAGGGGAAAGCAAGAAAUCUUGCAAAGGUAGAAGGUUCAAUAAUUGCAGGGAGUUUGACAGCCGAAACAUCUAACUUCACAUCAUACUACUUUGCUCCAACUGUUCGUACGAGAAAAAGAGUUCCUAGGAGAUAUGAUGAUGGUGGAGUACCGACAUCAUAUCCAAUUGAUGGUGUUCCUGACAUUUUCUGCGAAAUUGGACGGUUUGGUGGUAAAACGAAAGAAGUAUGGUGGUCAUGUGAAGAAGAUAAACAUAGUGCCCACACUUAUAUUCUGCUCAACUGCGAGGAUGCAAUGACCCGUUACUUUGAAAGGAUGUUUGUAUCUCAAGUUGAAGAAGCAAUACCAGGAAUAUCUGCAACUGAUGUGGAUACACGUAAAGAUAAGCACUUUGUCAAGUGGUUAAAAUCACAGGUUGAUUAUGACGAUCCUUAUUAUCCCGUAUGGUUUCACGAAUUGGUUCAAGGUCCAGUUGCAAAGGUCACCACAUCACCUAUGUAUUUCACACGAGGAUUUACCUUUCACACAUACGAGUAUGGGAGACAUCGGGCAACGAGUAACUACGGAAUAUGUGUGAAAGGUGAAACAGACUUUUACGGGAUAUUGCAGGAGAUUAUUGAAGUGGAAUUUCCGGGGUUAUUGAAGCUAAAAUGCGUCCUCUUCAAAUGUGAAUGGUUCGAUCCUGUUGUGAACCGAGGGAUUCGGUAUAACAAAUUUGGUGUUGUGGAUGUCAAUUUUGGGAGAAGAUACAACAAAUUUGAGCCUUUCAUUUUAGCUUCACAAGCCGAGCAAGUUAGCUUCCUUCCUUAUCCUCGGCUUCGAACUUCCGGGAUAAACUGGGUAACUGCUAUCAAAGUUACACCUCGUGGACGCAUUGUCGUUGGAGAAGAACCGCCCUUGCAAGAAGAAGACGCUAUCACUGAAGUUGAGGUACCAGAACAACCAACUGAUGAAAUCCUUUUGAUCGACCCGCAAAACUUUCAAUAUGAAGAUAUUCCCGAAGAUGCGACAGAUGAAGCACGUGAAGACGAGUUCGAGAGAAGCGACGAUGAUGAUUGUAAUGAUAGUGAUGAGAACGAAAACGAUUUAGAGUGAUGUAAUAGUGAUGAGAACGAAAACGAUUUAGAGUGAUGUAAUAUAUGUAUCAAAUGUUGGAUUUCUCUAUUGUAACAUUUUCUAAAAGAAAGAGUAAGAAGUAGUAUGAAAUAAGAUAUGAUGUUAGAUGAUAUGUGACUUUGGGGUUUAGGGAUUUC